AUUUGCUCCAUAUAUUUUUGUAAACUCUUUAAAAUUUUUUUUGACACAAAAUAACACAAUUCAUAAUAUUAUUUGCAGUGAUUGGCUCACAAAAAAUGUUUAAAUCAGUGUUAAGUUUAGUAAGAACACCCAUCAUAGAUUAUAAUUCCUCGCAAUCAUUGACAAGCUUAUUACGAUUGUCUAAUUGUCUAACAAAUACGAGAUUUUUACAUGUAACCUCUUCUACGUUUGGAUUAGAUCAAAGAAAAAAGAGAGAAGGCUUUAAAAAAAAGGAUGAAGGAUCAGAAGGAGAAUUUACAAUUGAUAUUGACAAUUCACUUCAUCAGCAACAAUUAUUUCCUGAUAUGAAUACACCCAAUAGACUUUUCAAUGGUAUACCUUUCAAAGAGAUUCCUAUUGUAAAUAUUACAUGUGUUCGUAAUAAUACUAAAUUGAAUUUAACAGACUUCAGGGGUUCUGUGAAGAUUUUACAUACAUGUGGAACUGAAGGCUUCAAACAUGCUCGAAAAGCAACAAAUAUUGCUGCACAAGCAACUGCUAUUUCAUUAAGCGCCAAAGCAUUAGAUCAAGGAUAUAGAACCAUUAGAGUACGAGUGGCUGGUUUAGGACCAGGUCGAAUGUCUGCAAUCAAAGGACUUCAAAUGGGAGGAAUGGAGAUCAUAUCAAUUACAGAUAACACAAGAGUAUCUUGGUGUCCUCCGAGACCUAGGAAAGCUAAGCGAUUGUAGAAACCCUGUUUAUUUGCUGCUAAAUUUUAAUAAAAGUUUAUCUAUUACUU
Molecule: messenger RNA, 778 nt
Organism: Microplitis mediator
Lineage: Eukaryota; Metazoa; Arthropoda; Insecta; Hymenoptera; Braconidae
Gene: mRpS11
Product: 28S ribosomal protein S11, mitochondrial
Exons: 5
Coding region: 96-728 (210 amino acids)
Biological process (GO): translation; ribosomal small subunit assembly; maturation of SSU-rRNA from tricistronic rRNA transcript (SSU-rRNA, 5.8S rRNA, LSU-rRNA)
Cellular component (GO): mitochondrial small ribosomal subunit; ribosome
Molecular function (GO): small ribosomal subunit rRNA binding; structural constituent of ribosome; mRNA 5'-UTR binding
Source: RefSeq, a predicted model, not a curated record